AGAGGAUUCAUCCCGUCCAGUUUCCGCACCGAAGUGAUUCUCCUUUUGAAGCUGGCAGGACCUGUGGUCAUUUCCCAGAUGAUGAUCUUCAUGAUCAGUAUCAUCAGCAUGGUGUUUUGUGGUCAUCUAGGGAAAACACAAUUUGCAGCUGUAUCACUGGCAAUUGCGGUGGUUAAUGUGACUGGCAUUGCCGUUGGGACUGGCUUGUCAUUGACCUGUGACACCCUUAUAUCUCAGACCUUUGGAAGUGGAAACCUGAAGCGUGUGGGGGUGAUCCUUCAGAGAGGGGUUCUGAUUCUCCUUCUAGCGUGUUUCCCCUGCUGGGCUGUUCUCAUCAAUACUGAACCCUUUUUACUUGCCGUUAAACAGAGCCCAGAGGUUGCCAGUCUGGCACAAAUGUAUGUGAAGAUCGUCAUGCCUUCUCUGCCAGCGGCAUUUAUGUACCAGCUGCUGGGAAGAUAUCUUCAGAACCAGGGAAUUAUUUGGCCUCAGGUCGUAACCGGUGUAAUUGGAAACAUUUUAAACGCAUUUGUCAAUUAUGUUUUCCUCCAUCUUCUGCAACUGGGAGUUCCUGGAUCUGCCGCAGCUAAUGCAAUGUCACAGUGUGUUUUUUCCAUCAUCCUACUGGCCUAUGUUUGGUGGAAGGGGUUGCACAAAGCCACAUGGGGAGGCUGGUCCCGUGAGUGUCUCGAGGAGUGGGGACCCUUUGUCAAGCUGGCCAUGCCAAGCAUGCUCAUGUUUUGCCUUGAGUGGUGGGCAUUUGAAGUGGGAGGAUGUCUUGCUGGCAUAAUUAGUGAAAUUGAGUUGGGAGCCCAAUCUGUGAUCUAUAACCUGACUGUUGUGGCUUUCAUGUUCCCCAUUGGAAUGGCAGCUGGAGCUAGUGUCCGUGUAGGGAAUGCUCUUGGUGCAGGAAACAGUGUGCAAGCCAAGUUGUCUUGUAAAGUUUCCAUCAUCUGUACAUCUGCAGUCGCCUGUUGUGUUGGACUUAGCCUUACACUAUCCAGAAAUGGAAUUGGCUACAUUUUCACCACAGAUCCAGACAUUUUAAAGAGGACUGCUGACGUCAUGGUUGUUUUUGCUGUCAUGCAUCUUGCUGAUGCUAUUGCGGGUGUGAGUGGAGGUGUUUUUCGAGGAGUUGGAAAACAAAAGGUCGGUGCUGUGUCCAACCUGGUUGGACACUACUUCAUUGGCUUUCCAAUAGGUGUGUCUUUAUUGUUUAAGACACAAUUGGGCGUUGUAGGACUUUGGACUGGUCUUACGAUCUGUGUGGUACUGCAGGCUAUUUUCUUCGUGGCAUAUUUGUGCCGUCUUGAUUGGACAAAGGCUGCCAAUGAUGCUCAAAGGAGAGCAGGUGUUCAGGUCAAGGUUGAAGACACGGUGGAAAUGCUAGACUGCGAGCCAGACUCUAAAACUGCAGUGGUUCCUGCUCCUUCACCCAGAUGUGAGAGUACUGCAGAGGACCAACAGAUUCCAGACCAGCCUGAAACUGCAGUCACCAUAGUCGGCGAUGUUCUCACAGUGAAACAACUGCUUUUACGUCGUAGCUUGGUUCUACUUGUCAUGAUUGUCAUCUGUGUGGCUGGAAUCAUUACCAGUCACUUCCUUGUCGGACAAUUGAAGUGAGUCUCGGCUUGGUUUAUAUUUGAGAGUUAUCAGGUGACCGUGUUACUGGAUGACCCGAGCAUUGUGAAAGAGCCAAGUUUCUAAUUAUAUACCACUUCUAGUAAUCACGUGCUUUAUCGUUGUGAUCCAACUCAAUAUCAUAAAUCACUGUAUCAUAAUAAUUCUGUGUGUACAGUACAUUAGGAUGGCUGUGAAUUAUGUUAAUUUAGUAUUUCUUUGACGAUAUAGAGAACCUUUGUACAUAUUGCCAAUGAUUUUUUUUUUUUUAUUCUUUGGCUUACGACCCAACAUUAGACUGACUGUUGUUAUUGUUCUAUUGGUGUCUACUUUAUAAAUAUAGAAAGUACUGAAUAUUAACUUGUUUUAAUUGACUGUUUUGCUGCCUUUGUGGUUGUACCAUUAUGUAUAUAUAAAGUGUUUUGUUACACAGCUGUGAAAUAUGCUAUAUAAAUCAAAUUAGAUUGUAUUGUAAUUUUAUUGUAAUUGUAUUGUAUUAUAUUGAUUGCAAAAUGGGUCGUUGUCUUUUCCUCUUUGUUUCUUUCCCAAAUUGCCACCAGAGGUUGCUGUCUGCUCAGUUUACUCGGAGCUGUGAUGAAUUGAAUGGUGCUUGGGUGCGCCUAUAUGCUGUAUAUGUAAUGUAAAAAGUACAUGAUGCUAAUUGAAAUGUGACUAACA
Molecule: messenger RNA, 2298 nt
Organism: Syngnathus acus (greater pipefish)
Lineage: Eukaryota; Metazoa; Chordata; Actinopteri; Syngnathiformes; Syngnathidae
Product: multidrug and toxin extrusion protein 1-like
Exons: 16
Biological process (GO): xenobiotic detoxification by transmembrane export across the plasma membrane
Cellular component (GO): membrane
Molecular function (GO): xenobiotic transmembrane transporter activity; antiporter activity
Source: RefSeq, a predicted model, not a curated record